This is a messenger RNA of Rhizophagus irregularis DAOM 181602=DAOM 197198, 2033 nucleotides long. RefSeq lists its product as uncharacterized. The record is from RefSeq and is a predicted model, not a curated record. NCBI's taxonomy places the organism in Eukaryota, Fungi, Glomeromycota, Glomeromycetes, Glomerales, Glomeraceae. Gene Ontology annotation, molecular function: microtubule plus-end binding. Gene Ontology annotation, biological process: nuclear migration involved in conjugation with cellular fusion; establishment of mitotic spindle orientation; protein secretion. Gene Ontology annotation, cellular component: microtubule plus-end; microtubule associated complex; spindle pole body.
AAUUAAUUGCUGUUUGCGAAUUCCGACAAAAACUUGCCUGGUUUUCCGAUAUAGCUAAACGUCUUGUUUCAUUCGUUAAUGCUUGCCCUGUUGAUACUUUCCUUAAAAUGGGUCAAGUUUAUCAUGAUUUAGUCGGAACGGAGCGUCGACUUAAUGGAAUAGUCGAUCUUUUGAGAAAAGAAGACCUCAAAGAAGCUGAUUGUAUUGAAGAUAUUCAAAGAUCCAUCGCCCAACUUGAGCACCUUGCAGAAAUAUACCUUUCCAACACUAAAAUUGACGAGGCAGAUAAAUUAUAUGCUUAUAGUAGAGGUUUAGACUUGAAUGCAGAUACCAUUGCGGUUUCUCUUGGUCAUCUUAAACAAGCUGUUGCCCUUGCUUGUAAAGACGAAGAAAUUAACGUAACCGAAGAAAUCGAUAAAUUUAAUUCCGAUUUCUUCUUACCGCUUCAGAGUUUAGUUUCGCAAUCUAGAAGUAGUAAAGUUAUGGCAAGAAAAUUAAUCCGUAGACUGGAUGACAUGGCGGAUCAAAAUGCAGGAUUAAAAUCCGAUCUUCUUACACAAUUCAAGAUUUGUUUUACAUUAAGUACAAAGUUGACUACUUUCUGUCAGGAGGUUCGAAAGGGCAUCUUCGCAUAUAUUAAUGAGAAGAAAGAUACAAAAGAGGAAUUGUUACUUAGUGGCUUACAAAAAACUAUUCAUCAAGUUACCGAGAAUAUGUUAGGAACCAAUGAAUUAAAUAUGUGGGACGGAUGCACUAAGUCGCUGCUUUCGAUAUGUCAAGAAAUUAGUAAUUUAAAUAAUGCAAUUAAUGACCCAGAAAAUACUACUUAUGUUGUAAAGGGAGAAGCUCCUUGGAAUAUCAGAGCAAAAGAAAUAAAAGCCGAAGCGCUUGUCAAUGCCGAAAUGGAACGUAAAGCUCAACAGCAACAGGAGGAGAUACGUGAAUUAAUCAAAGAGAAGAAAUUAAAAGAUCAACUCUUGCAAGAAGCUAAUGUCAAAAUAGAGCUAUUAGAGAAACGUAUGGAAAACGUAAAGAAACAGGCCGAUAUGAUUACUGCCUUGGAACAAGAACUUCAAAAUUCAAGAAAACAGGAGACAGACUUUGAAGAAGCUAUGGAAAAUCUUCAACAAGAAAUUGAUUCUUUGGAGCAACAAAAUAAAAAUUUUAUAUUACUUGCUGGAAAUAUUGAAGACGGAGCUGUUCCUUCUCGUAAUACUGAAUUAAAGGACGAAGACAAUGAAGACGAUUUAAGAAUGUAUGCAGAUGCUAAUCCAUUAGAAAAUCAAAGAUUGGCUAGUCAGAUCGAAUCUUUGAAAUUCGCUAUUCGUUAUCUUAGAGCAGAAAAUUCUCAUUUGAAAGGCAAAGAUGCAUUAAACGCGUUAGAUUGGCAUUUGCAACCUAGACGACGUCGAGCUCUUCGAGAUCAAAGUGAAGGAGAGUUGUUGAAAUCGGUGGCCUCAGAAGCUAAAUCAUUACUCAAGGAUUUCCGAACUGUAAGUGCGUCACCUCGAAUUAUUGAUCUUACCAAAACGUUAGAAAAUCAAAAACAAUGGAGACCUUUAAAGAAGACUUCAGAAUAUCAGUAUCAGGUACAACAAUCGGUCAUGUAUACUUUACAACAACGAAGCAACGAAUUAAAAUUAAAGCUUCGACAACUUGGAAAAAACAAUUUACAUAAGCCUUUAAAGAAUGAUGGCAAUGUGAUAAAACCUUCAAUUGUAGGACGAAUUCGUUUACCUGUUUUAAGUAGUAAUACUGUUUCAAGUCAUCCUCUUUCACAUAAUAUAAAACUUAAGAAUCCGUCUGAUUUUGAAAAAAUUCACACUAUUUUUGUUAACUAAUAUAUUUAUUAAAUUUGCAUGAGAUUACGGGCUUCAUAAUAUUACAGAAUGUUAUAAGUUUGCAUUUUUUAAUUUACGAUCAAUAGUUAGACGUCAAAAAUUCAUAGUAUAGUUUUAUUGUCACGUGAUUCGUGAUUUUUUAAUUAGGAAUCAUAUUUAAGUAAAAUUACAUAAAUAAACUCACUUUUUUUC